Messenger RNA from Closterium sp. Yama58-4, 1779 nucleotides. The record is from the annotation of a GenBank genome assembly. NCBI's taxonomy places the organism in Eukaryota, Viridiplantae, Streptophyta, Zygnematophyceae, Desmidiales, Closteriaceae.
AUGCGCCCACUAGAAGAGGGGAGGGAGGGAGGUGGGAUUGAAGGCGGAGCUAUUUUUUCCGCGCGUUCAGCGCCGCCAUUCCGCUCGGCGGCUUUCCGCGCUAGAAGCGCUCUCCCGCUUUCGCGCGCCCCCAUGGCGGCCCUUUCCAAUCUCUUUGACAAUAAUCCCUUCCGCCGCGCCGCCGUACCCUCCGCGCCUUUCCCAGGCCUUGGCUCUGCAGCUGCGCCCGCCGGGAAAACCCCCCCACCUUCCGCGCGCACAGGGCCCUCCCCAUCUGCAAGGCUGAGCGCUGCGCUUGCGGAAGCCGCUGCGCUCCGGAGGCACGCGGGGAAAGGGGAGGGAGAAGCUGAAGUAAGAGAGAAGAGCGGAAAGAAGUCGAAGAAGCGCAAAGGGAGCGAGACGGAUGGGGGCGGAGGAGUGAGUCGAGGGGACGCUGCGAGCGGGGCACAGCCGAAUGUGGGGAAGAAGAAGAAGAGAAGGAAGGGGGAGGAGGGUGAGAAGCAAAAGAAGGGGAAAAAGGACGUUCUAGCGAGCGGAAGUGAGGGGAAGACAGAUUUGGAACGAGAAGAGAUUACAGCGGAAGCCGGUAAGAAUAACGAUGAAAAGAACAAGAAGAAGCUGAAGAAGAAGACACGGAAGGAGAAGAAAGGGAGGGCGAAGGACAGCACACGGAAGGUUCAGGGUUCUGGGCUUAAUACCCAUUCUGAGAAUGAGAGGCGGGAGACGGACAGUGGGGAUGAGGGAGCGGAUGACGCGGAAGAGAUCGAAGAGGAGGAGGCGGGGGAUGUGGCGGAGUUAAUGAGCGAAGAAGAAGAAGAAGAAGAAGGUGCGGCGCAUCAUGGGGAGGAGGAUGUAGAUGCUCAGAGCGGCAGCAGCUCAAGCAAGGGCACGGCGAAGGCAGCAGCAGGGGCGGCGGCGGCGGGGGGGGAGGGGGCGGCGGCGGCGGGGGCGGCGGAGGCGGAGCGGGCGUUGACCGGGGCGGAGAGGCGCGCGCAGAAGCGCGCGGAGAAGCAGCAGGCGCGCGAGGAGCGCGAGGAGAAGCUGCGGCGCACGGUGUUCGUGGGGAACCUGCCCGUGGGCGUGGGGCGCAAGGCCCUCGCGCGCCUCUUCACGCCCUUCGGCCCUGUCGAGUCCGUGCGCCUGCGCUCCAUGCCCCUCGCUGAUGACAUUAAGAAGAUGCCACGUCGGUCUGCGGUGCUCAAGAACAAACUCUCCGCCACCAACAAGAGCUGCAAUGCAUACGUGGUGUUUAAGAGGCAAGACUCCGUCACACCAUCACUCGCUCUCAACAUGACCCUGUUUGAGGGGAGGCACAUUCGUGUGGAUCGUGCCGCUGCUCCCGCACCCGUCAAGUCCGCCACUGCAUCUGCGGCAGCAGCAGAGGAAGCAGCAGUGCCGGCAGCAGCAGCAGCCAAGUAUGACCCGAAGCGGUCGCUGUUCCUGGGGAACCUGCCCCACGACGUUGAUGAAGAGGAGGUGCUAUCGCUGUUCUCAGCACCCCUAGCAGCAGCAGCGCGCUCCUCAGCACCUGCGGUGACAGCAGGGGAUGUGGAGGGGGUGCGCGUGGUGAGGGAUCGCCACACCAACCAGGGCAAGGGCAUUGCUUUUGUACUCUUCAAAACACGGGAGGCAGCGAGGACAGCACUGUCUCAGCGGCGCAAGGGAGCAGAGAAGCUUGCAGAGAUGAUGCCGAGAGGGAAGGCACUGAGCAAGAGAGGAGGGGCGGCGGUGGCUGGGAGAGGACGGGGAGGGAAGGCGGCAGGGCGAGGCAGGAGAUAG